This is a messenger RNA of Penicillium expansum, 2049 nucleotides long. RefSeq names its product DUF4246 domain-containing protein. The record is from RefSeq and is a predicted model, not a curated record. Bases 1 to 2049 code for a protein of 682 amino acids. Lineage: Eukaryota; Fungi; Ascomycota; Eurotiomycetes; Eurotiales; Aspergillaceae. The transcript has a single exon.
AUGAUUCAGCCAGACCCUUCGCCUGUUAAGCUGGACAACAGCGGCACCGGCCCCUUGCGGGUCCCUGGUUUCAAUGGUGUACCCCUGUUCUAUGAGCAUUCAAAAGACAAUCGCUUUGCACAUGGGAUUGCCGAUUGGAGACAAAGUCCCCAGUUGUUUCUGCGAGAGAUUUCCAUGCUACAGCUCAUGUCGUAUGUCACAGAACAGCCGGACUGGGAAAACAAGACCGAGGACCCGCAGACACUGGAAGAAUGGCAUCAGCACGCCGUUUCGGUCUUUGAUCUCGAUGAACCCUCAUGGCAGUGGUGUGUAAAGGAGCUGCGAGACAAAGCGGUUGAUUUUAAACGUACGGGAUAUGUUGCUGUGUUUGAUGCGGACUCACGAGUCAUCAAGUCUCAAGUUCAUGACGAUCUUCUCAAAGAGCUUCGCGAAUCCAUGUCGCCACUCUUUUCGCAAUCGAGAUCCGGUUCGCCUUCUCCCUCAGAUGAUACUCCUGGGAGUGAUUCUGAAAGUCCGGUUCGACAUGUGGUUGAUCCCUUCAUGUAUCCUCUCGUUUAUGGCCGCACUCGAGUCCUUACCGAUGGGGGCAAAGUUGAUCUGGAGAGACCUGAGUCCUGGAGACCAUCGGAGUCCCAGAUUGCUCCAAUUCCUGAGAAACAAACCGACAGACAAUACGAGAUGCAGUUCAAAGAGAGAAAAGGAAGAGACAGAAAGGAUCAGCGGUAUCAUGGAAAGCGAAGAUACUGGUCCAAUGUCUUUCAAUGCCUUCCCUGUGAGGUUGCUUUGAACAAGCAAGGAGGCGCUGAAAUCGCCUCCUAUGUCAAUGGUGUGCAUCCAAAGGAAAGGGGCAUAUACAAAGCGCUCGAAGGGCUCAUUUCAGCCGCCAUGCAACCGUGGAACGAAAUGCUUAUCUUUGGAGAUCAAGGUCGGACACCAAUGCGAAUCAGGACUUAUGACUUUGAAGUGGAAGGCUAUAAAUGGUAUCCAAAGAUAUAUUAUUACCUGGACAACGCGAGGAGACAAAAACCACCAAUCACAGAAGAAGAAUGGCAUGAGGUUCGAUCCCGAGUAAGAGAAUAUCUUAGCCUCCCCGAGCACGAGAAGCGAUACCGCAUAUGGCCUGACUCUGGGUACCAUGACCUUCUUGCUAGCAUGCAGCCAUGGCAAUGGAAUUCUUUCGAAGAACUGCAAGAAUUGGUCCUCGCAAAGGGUAAGCGCUUGUUUGCUGUGAGAGGCGUUGAACCGGGGAUCUCCUUCACAUACGAUGAAUGGAAGACUGGUGAAAAUACUGGCUGCACGAUCAUGCCCAAAUGGACCAAGCCUGAUAAACCUCCCCCAAUUCCCGAUCCAGAUCACCAGUACUACUCUGUAUCUCUCCAAGAUCAGUUUGAGGGCCUCCAAAUCAUAGUUCGAGUGUCAACUAUUGAGCUCACCCCAGAACAGCCUUUGUAUGGCGGUGAUUCUCAUCACAACGUUACUGGCAUUCUCAAUGAGCACAUCGUUUCCACAGCUACAUGCUACUUUGAUAUGCACAACAUCAAAGAUGCAAAGGUUUCAUUCCAGCAAGAGACGAAGAUCUAUAGCUAUGAUUACAACAUUGCGUACUUUGAGGUUAUGGAUCGACUUUUUGAUGUUCCUGAGUGGCAAUGGGACAGCGAUGAUCCUGACCCCCUGAAUGCUCUACAAACCAUGGGAUCUAUCCCGAUUUCACGGAAUGGGCAAGUUAUUGUUUGGCCAGGUACAUUGCGGUCUAAGGCCGAGCCUUUCAGUCUCGCAGAUCCACUGCGCCCGGGGUACCUUCGAUUUGCGACUUUGUGGUUGGUAGACCCGCAUUAUCGAAUCUGCUCAACUCAAAAUGUGCCACCCCAGGACCCAAGCUGGGUUGACACUUCACAAUCAAUGAAGACCGUAGGGGAGGAUGAAUCAAUGACACUUGCGGAGGCGGUUGAGGUUCGAAACCAAAUGAGGCAGGAGAGAGACAAAAUAAGCAAGGAUUUCCUCAGAACCGGAAAUAUGUAUCACACGUAUUCGGAAGAUCACCUCAUUUGA